CACGUGGUCGAGCUUGGUGAGGUUAAGUCCUGCAGCGUUGAGAACAGAGGCGAUCAUGAUGAUAGCAAAGCCUAUGAUGAAGGCGACGACCGGAUUGGCACGCUGACUGGCGUCAUAGCUGGACGUCGAAGACCCUUGCGCAGCUGGUACGGACGUUGCAGAAGCCGCUGCCGAUGUGGCCGAUGUGGAGGGCGUGGAAGAGUCCAUCACACGUUGACCAAGUCCACCCCAGAACACCACCGAGGUUUUAGAAGAAAAAAAAGAAAAAAAGAAAAGAGACAGCGCCGAUGGUGGACGAAUAGAAGUGGCCCGUAGUUGGGUUGAUGUCACCGUGGGUGACAGUCGUCAGGCGGCUUGGCUUGAGGUCAUAAUAUUAUGGACGACAUCAUCCAACGUCUCAAAGCCAAAGCCGAAGCAUUCCCCAACAGCACCUUACUGGGCGACACAAUAUCAUUGUUGGAAGACUUGCAGCGCCGUCCCGAGGACGCACGUCUGAUCUCCUGGGAUGCUCUCCGCCGAGACUUUGACCAGCUGCAAGAACGCGGGUUAUGGGACCAGUCCGCAGAGAACAACGGUCUUCUCAAUGUCCUCCGAGAUUUCUUGGCCACCGCUUCGAGCAGCACUACCAAGCCAAUUCGACCAUCCGUCGAUUCCGAAGAAGAGUCGGGGGAGAGGUUUGCAACAGUCAUUUCCCCACCCCAGGGUUUCACCUCUCGGCUGGUAUCCAACGAUACCCUGGUUCUACCCGUAGAGCUGGUGGAAAUAUUGGACAGGACGUACUUCCUGCGUAUCCUCGCAACCGACCCUGAACAGGUCCUCCCACCCGGAAAGUCGCUGUUAUCUAUCAUAUCCCGACCGCAUGUUACCUCCGAGGGCAGUUCUAAACCGACACUACGCCGCAGGGUAGAACAUAUGAUGCACAAAGCUUUCUGGGAUGAGGCAGUGGGAAACUUGUCCAAUCCAGAUCCUGCCACUCAGCUCGCGCACUUGAAAUUACUGUAUAGUGACGUGCACGUAGCCCUUUCUUCCCUCCUUCCACCGAAACAUCCUGUUCUAGUCGCGAUAUCUGCCCCGCUUCCUCCUACCUCGUCGCCGUUGGAGUCGACUGUGUCGUUUUUACGGGAAGUGCUCGCCAGUUUGCGAGAGCGCUGUGCUCCUGUUCGUGACCCUGAAAUUGAAUCAGUGCAAAGAGCCCUCGACAAUCCACCGAUUCGCACAGCCCGUCCGCGCGAACUUGCCAAGCUUGUCACGGAUACUAUCAAAUUCAUUCUCGAAUUUUCACAGGUCAUGAAAGAUGACUUGUCUGGGUUCGUGCUCGGAAGUAUGACUGAACAACAGCUGAGGUCCAUAGUCGCUAAGCAAGCGAAGGUAACGGAAAGAGAGGUCAUUCUUGACAUUUGGCGGAAAGACCGUGUUCUGCAAGACUGGCGGUCAUGGUUGGAAUACUCACUGCCGUCUUUUACCGUGAGUGGCGAUGUUGCCGACCCUCGGUUCCAGUGGAUCGUUUGCCUAGUGCAAUCGCUAGGCGCCUCCCCCUUGCCAGUUUCAUGCCCACUCCCCACAAGAGACAUGCAAAUUAUUCGGGCUGACCUUGAUGGGCCUGAAUCUCCGAUGGUAUCUACAGGUUCGGAUCGUGACAAUGCUCUACCCCCUAUCUUCUUCUUCGCGAUCCCAGCCCUGGUGAAAUUACAGAAUCACCUGCAGGCCUUUGUCAUUACUGCGGCACUUCGCGCCCUUAUUCGGCCGCCUCCACCUGCUGAUGGUCCUUCUCCUGCUGCCUCGACAACUUUUACUGCACGUGUUUGGACAAUUCUUCAAGCUGAUAUAUCUGAAGGGUCACAUACAAAUAGCACUAAGCUUGUGAACCUUGCGGACGAGGUAUUACGUGCACGAACUCAGUGCGGGUCGAUACUUUCGAAAGAGGAAGAGGGACGGUUACGGGGAGUCGUUGACCGCACAUUGAAGCCUACCGAUCCGGUGUUCGUGCUGUUGCGGAAUCGACUGUUGGUCGCUCUUGUGACGACGCUUGUACGCCUGCGGAUGGAAUCUCGUGACCGGGGAUCGGUGCCGGAAACCUUGCGGUCCGGACUGGAUAGAAGACGUGAUGUGAAAAGGCCAAGGUUGACAUUGGAUCCCCAUUAUUUCGAUGGGCAACCUUCGCCGGAGGGUAGCGUUGAGGUAACGGUAAAGGGUUUUGAGGAUCCUGUGCUGAGUCGCGCAAUAGCAAAGACGUUUGGAGAAGCGGUUAUACAAUUAGAGUGGCUGGAAAGUAUAUGGGGGGACGUAAUUGAAUCGGGUAUUGAACGAAACGAAACCAAUUGAGACAUAAUACUAAUGCACGACGAGGCGACCUAGUUAUAACUUACAUAAUUA
Molecule: messenger RNA, 2373 nt
Organism: Pisolithus orientalis
Lineage: Eukaryota; Fungi; Basidiomycota; Agaricomycetes; Boletales; Pisolithaceae
Exons: 2
Coding region: 376-2322 (648 amino acids)
Biological process (GO): signal transduction
Source: RefSeq, a predicted model, not a curated record